This is a messenger RNA of Exophiala bonariae, 204 nucleotides long. RefSeq lists its product as uncharacterized. The transcript has 2 exons. Gene Ontology annotation, biological process: protein secretion. The record is from RefSeq and is a predicted model, not a curated record. Lineage: Eukaryota; Fungi; Ascomycota; Eurotiomycetes; Chaetothyriales; Herpotrichiellaceae. The coding region runs from base 1 to 204 and encodes 67 amino acids.
AUGGCAUCCAUAGCUCAACCAUGGUUGAUCUCCAAAUUCGUCGAUCCCAUCUUUGCUGUCUUCAUCGGCUUAUCUGCAGCCACUCUUCGCAUUCGUCGUGAGCAGCUCGAAAAAUAUCCCAAUGAGAACGCGACGCCUCUAGCCCUAUGGCAGAAGGGUGUCAGGAUGGGCACAAGCUAUUACCGCCGUGGAAUGGGAAAAUGA